Molecule: messenger RNA, 2472 nt
Organism: Astyanax mexicanus (Mexican tetra)
Lineage: Eukaryota; Metazoa; Chordata; Actinopteri; Characiformes; Acestrorhamphidae
Product: zinc finger BED domain-containing protein 4-like
Exons: 2
Coding region: 105-1997 (630 amino acids)
Molecular function (GO): protein dimerization activity; DNA binding
Source: RefSeq, a predicted model, not a curated record
AUAUCUGUAUCGGCCGAUAACAGCUUUUUUUUAAUCAUCGGCAUCGGGCCGAUGCCUAAGUUUUGCCGAUUUUUCAAACCGAUACUUGCUGACGCAUUUAAUGUAUGCCGGAACAUGACCGAGCGACGCUAGGCGGGCUGUGCAACAGCGGUGCAGCUAAAAUGUCGGCGGUGUGGAGGUUUUUCAGAGUGAGUGAGCAGGACAUAAAGCACGCAGUUUGCAACACUUGCUCAGCUAACGUCUUGCGUGGAGGAAGCAAAGUAAGAAAUUUCAACACCACAAAUUUGAUUACACAUUUGAAGGCGCACCACCCGGACAAAUAUACAGAGUACAUGACUGUGAAAGAGGAGACUCGAACAGCACCACGCACACCAGCGAAACCUGCUGCUUCUCAGCCUAUUGACGAGCUGCUUCAAAAAUCAAAGAAAUUCGACAGAAACAGUCCCAAAGCCACAGCUAUCACAGCAAAGGUGAUGGAAUUCAUUGCUCUAGAUGAUCAGCCGUUCUCAGUGGUGGAGGACAUUGGGUUUCGACGGCUUGUCGAGCAUCUUGAGCCUCGGUACACUAUACCUAGCCGUCGCUACUUUUCCGACGUAGCCCUGCCGGAGCUACACAGCUUGGUAGAGACUCGCGUUCACAAGCUCAUUAACGACAAUGUGACCGGCAUUAGCCUGACCACCGACAUCUGGACAUCUGAUGUGAGUCCUGUGAGCAUUCUCAGUUUAACCGCGCAGUGGAUUGACAACAACUUUGAAUUGCAGAAGGCUGUUUUGCAUGCAAAAGAAUGCUCUGGAUCACACACAAGCUCGGCACUCUCUAUGGCGUUUGAGAAUAUGUUUGAAACAUGGAAGAUUUCUAAGGAAAACAUACAUGUUGUAUUGCGUGACAAUGCACGUAACAUUGCAAAAGCUAUGGUGGAAUGUGGGGUUCCGAGCUUACCUUGUAUGGCCCACACGCUCCAGCUCGCCGUACACGACGGUGUGUUUUCUCAGCGCAGUAUCUCGGAUGUGGUUGCAGUUAGCAGGCGGAUAGUUGGCCAUUUCAAGCACUCACAUUUAGCCAGCUCUCGUCUCAAAACUAUUCAAACGGAGGUGGGUUUGCAGCCGAAAGUGCUUCAACAAGACGUAUCUACUCGAUGGAACAGUACGUUCUACAUGCUGCAAACCUUGCUGGAGCAGAAGAGAGCAAUCGGUGCUUACGCCGCUGAUUUCGAGUUACCAGCUACUCUCACGGCUUCUCAGUGGAGUUUAAUCGAAAACAUAGUCACACUCCUUGCUCCUUUCGAACAGUUAACCAGAGAGAUUUGCCAGGCUGAUGCAUUGGCAUCAAACGUGAUUCCUUCAGUCAACGCUUUAAAACGGCUGUUGAGCAAGAGUGCUCGCUCUGACUUCGGAGUUAAAACCAGCAAAAACGCUCUGUUAGAAGCUGUAAACACACGCUUCAGUGAUAUUUACACAGAGCCUCUGUACUGCGUUGCUACAAUGGUCGACCCAAGAUACAAAGAUCGCUAUUUUGCCGCAGAAGUGAAACUACAGGCACACGAAAUGCUCCAAUCCGAGAUGGAGAAAGCAUCAAGUGAGCGCUCAGAGCAAACAAGUGAGCUACAAGAACGCCCACGAGAAAAAAGAGCCAGGACGGAUGACCAAGCGACGUGCUCCCUCUUUGAUAUGUACGACGAAAUUCUGGAAGAAACGCUGACCCCUCAGGAAAACACCCAGACAACAACUGAGGUGCAGGGAUUCCUGUCAGAAGCUCCAGUAGCAAGGACAGAAAGCCCACUGCAGUACUGGAAUAACAACAAAAGUCGAUUCCCUACUAUUGCCAAAGUAGCAAAGAAGUUCCUGUCUGCUCCAUCCACUAGUGUUGACAGCGAGAGGUUAUUUAGUGCAACUAGCAAUGUGAUCAAUGAAAAGAGGAACAGAAUUGCAUGUGAUAAAGCAGAGAUGCUCCUGUUAGUGAAGAAAAACCUUCCUCUCCUUCUGAAAAAUACAGACUGAUGAACUUCUAGAAAAAAAAAUGGUUUGCUCAGAUUUUUUUGUGAAGAAGCACAAAGGCAAAGGAUUAUUUCUGUACUACUGUGUCAAAAAAGGUCCACUGGUAUUGGUUUAUGUUUAAGGAUUUGCUUUAAGUUAAUUUUCAUUUAUUUAUUUAUUUGAUUUCAUUUAUUAUUUUUAGUAUAAAGCUAAUGUUUUAUUUAAAUUUUUAUUUUAAAACCACAAAUAGUCAUAAGUAAAGACCAGUUAUCUAAGUAAAUAUGGCUAGCAUUUUUCUCAGGAGACACCUUUUCAUUUUAUUUACACACAGAUUGAAAUCUAAAAUGUUAUGCAAAUAAACGUUAUUACUUAACGAUGUGGGGUAUCUUACUGUAUUUUUUAAAAUGUCCAUGUAUAUCGGCAUCGGCAUCUGCAGAUAUGUACAUGUAUAAUAUCGGAUAUCGGCAUCGGCCCAUAAUUACCAUAUCGGUGCACCCCU